CUUCUCCUUCCUCCAAAACCCAGACCACGCUUUGCUGUUCCCCCACACGCAAACACAACACCGCGUUCUUCUUCUCAUCAGUCAGUCAAACUCAAAACUCAACACCAUGACCCCAAAAUCCCUCUUCUUCUUCUCCACCACCCUCGCUCUUCUCAUCCUCCUCAUACCCAUCUCUGCCCAAAUCUCCGACCCGAACCCGAAACCGACCCAAUCCCUAUCCGCGGCCCACACUGAGCUCACCAACUAUGGCUUCCCAGUCGGACUCUUACCCUCCUCAGUCCAUGGCUACUCCAUAAACAAGACCUCCGGCAACUUCUCCGUCGAGCUCGGCGGCGACUACAAGAUCACUCUCCCGCCGGACAACUACCUCGCCACCUAUUCCAGGACAGUCAGGGGAAAGAUCGUUUCGGGUAAGAUCGCUGAGCUCGACGGGAUUCAGGUCCGUGCGUUGUUCAGGUGGUGGUCCAUCACCGGGAUCCGAUCCACCGGCAAAGACUUGGUGUUCGAGGUCGGCAUGGUCAGCGCCAAGUACCCCUCCAAGAACUUCGACGAGAGCCCCGAUUGCGAAGGUAAACACUCCUCUUUGUGAGUGAGCGAGUGAGGUAUGAAUUCAAAUCCCAAUUCAAUUCGCUCUUAAUUAGGGUUUUGAAUUGAUCAGAGAAAUUCGAGACUAAAGUAUGUG
Messenger RNA from Quercus lobata, 682 nucleotides. RefSeq lists its product as uncharacterized. The transcript has a single exon. Bases 107 to 589 code for a protein of 160 amino acids. The record is from RefSeq and is a predicted model, not a curated record. Lineage: Eukaryota; Viridiplantae; Streptophyta; Magnoliopsida; Fagales; Fagaceae.